This is a messenger RNA of Ectocarpus sp. CCAP 1310/34, 4279 nucleotides long. The record is from the annotation of a GenBank genome assembly. NCBI's taxonomy places the organism in Eukaryota, Phaeophyceae, Ectocarpales, Ectocarpaceae.
AUGGUUGUUCCUGCUCCCAGAAAAGUGUUGCGUGCACAUGACGCAACGCACAACAGAACAAGCCCCUUGACCAUACAACCUUCAUUGCCACACACCCAACCUUACCGUGACGCCCAACACAAGUUCCUCAGCGCCUCCGCGACACGGCGGGUCCUUCCAAGCCAUCCAUUGGAGGUUCCAUGUAUGCCAAUCAAAGGUGCCGGUGCCGGCGACGACAAGAACGCUAGCGAUAAGGGCAGUAGCAACAGGAAGCUGCAAGCGGUGGGCCAGGAGAAACAAAACGGCGGCGUGAAGAAGGACGACGACGGCAGCCCGUCGAGCCAGUCCAGCUUCUUCUCCGGCGGCACCGGCGAAGCGUCUCUGUCCUCGGGGUCCUCCUCUCCGGUUCCCCCGGGCUCCCUGUCUCCGUCACCCAAGCAGCCUCGCCACGUGAACAACAACGUUAAGGUUAAGGGAGGGAACAACAACAAAGUCAAGGGAGGUGAGGAGGACGCGGGCUCCCCGAGCACGCAGCGCAGCAACAGCGGCGGCAGCACAGAGGGAGACCGGUACGCCGACGGCGGGGACGGCGGCUCUCGCCGCCGCCAGGACAACCAGCCCCCUCCUUACCACGCUCUUGUCGCGUCCCCGCCGCAAGCUCCCGCCCGGUCUGACCCCGACGCGCCCACCGGGAGGCCCAGGAACCAGCGCCACAUCCUCACGAAGAAGGACAGGAGCAGGAGCCGCCGUCGCAUGAAGGGUAACCGUGGUAGCAGCGCCGCCCAGUCGUGGAGGUACCCCCCCCCAGGAGGAGGACUCGUUAGGAGCAGCAUCGGCAGCGGCGUCAGCAACCGUCACAUGUCCCCGGCGGAGAAGGCCGCUCUUCGCGCGGCCGGCGAGGACAGCUUUGCGACCAUCGAGGAGCAGCAGGGGGACCACGACGAGAACCAGGAGCAGGAGGAGAGCGCCGGCGGCAGUGGCGGGGUUAGGGCGGAGACAGAGGAGAAGGAGGCAAGCAAGCAAAACGUUGGAGUUCCCGACCUGGAGAAGGCUUUCAUCAGGUCCCUCGCCGAGAUAGACGCCGACGCGAAGGCGUACAACAACCGCGUGCGGCCGCUGUUGGCGCAUAUUCCCCGUCCACGCCUCUUCGGUGCCGUGGCCCCCGCCCCCGGCGUCGCCCGAAACGACGGCAUCGGCUCCUGCGGCUCGAAGAAGGUGGUGCCUAUGGGCCACAAGAAAACGCUGGUGCUGGACCUGGACGAGACGCUGGUUUCGAGCAGCCGGACGCCCUGCGACUGCGACUACAAGGUCGUGUUCAAGAUUCACAGCCGAGAGAAGGCCAGCAACAACCAGGAGAACACGCCCUUCUUCGCGGCUAACGCGGACGCGCCCGACGCCAACUCAGCAGCCGCCAACAGCAGCGAAGGUAUCCAGCACGCAGGCGGGUACUACGGUAGGGACGACGAUAUCGUGCAGGAGAUCGUCUACUACGUGCAGCUCCGACCGGGCCUGGCCAGGUUUCUCGAGAAGGUCGCCGCCAUCUAUGAGCUCGUGGUCUGGACCGCCUCGGGGAAGUCCUACGCCGACGCGAUCAUUGAUCUCCUCGACCCAGCCGGCGAUAUCUUCGCCGAGCGGUUCUACCGCGACUCCUGCCUUCGUCACCACAACCUCUGCGUCAAGGACCUGCGGCGGCUGGGCCGGCCCAUGAACACGGUCGUCCUCCUGGACAACUACGUCUACAGCUUCGGGUUGACCCUCGACAACGGGGUGCCCAUCUCCCCGUGGACUGGCGCUAAGGAGGCAAAAAACUCCGGCUUGACGACGGCCUACUCCCUUCUCCGUGGCAUCUCCCGCUUCCCGGAUGUCCGCGUUCCUCUGGUCACGGCGUUCGACCUGCAGCGCAAGAUCCACGGCUACCGCUCCCCCUUGCCCCCGACGACGCUGGGAGCCGCCGUACCAGCGUCGACGGCGAGGAGAAAGCCGGGUUCCCAGCAGCAGCAGCAUCAGCAGCAGCAGCAGCAGCAGCGCAAGCGCUACCAGAACCCGCUUUCCCCCGUGCACUCCUGCUCCGCCUUCUCCUCGGCGUCAUCAUCGCCGACAUCAUCUCCGACCGCAAGAUCGACGAAGAUCUCGACGCCGCCGCCGUCCCCCGCUUGUUGCCCCACGACGGGGAGGCGUGCUUCCGGGGCAGGGGUGGGGGGGACGUCUCGACGGGGGGGGUCCGUGGGGGGGGGAUCCCCUGCGCCGCUGUCCCCGGUGGCGGCCAUGUGGGCCGCGAACGCGGAGACGAGAGCGGAAGAGGAGAGGCUAGACUCGAAGCGCGAGCUUCUUCUGCCCAAGAAAUUGCGGCAGGAGGCACAAACGGAGGCGGAGAGGGCGAGCCAGGAGCUGCAGGCAAAGCUAGCCACCCUGGUGGAGGGUGCAAAAUCACGACAGCAGCAGCAGCAGCGACACGAUCAGCGGGGGGUGCAAGCAGUAGCGGCGGUGUCGCCGAAAGCGACCACCACUCUGAAGGGAGGACAGGACACAAGCUUGUCGCCGGUGGUGGCACAGUGGGCGGCGGAGGCAGCGGCUAGGGCUGAGGUAGAGGCAAAGGCCGCGAUGGCAAAGGCAGAGGCAGCGCUGGCAGACUCUUCGUUGAUGGAGUGACGGUAGUGGGAAUUGCUGUACGGCGAGAAGGGGGGGGUCACUUUCUAGGUGCUGGCACACACGUGUACAACGAGUUCAGUAAUUCGCUGCGGGUUCGUAUUUUCCAGUUGUUUUUCCACAAUGUGUACAUGUGUGGUUCGUCGGUGUCAGAAGUAAGAUCUGGCUUGGAACAAACGAGUUGGUUAAUUCUUUCCUGCGUUGCGACAUGCCCCUGCUGACGUGGCUUGCUGGUUCUCAAGCUGCGAAGCUAUUGAACCACCCUGUCGAAGCUCUGGUCGGGGGUUGCUGACUUGUGUAUUCAUUGGAUGGUUUCUUGCACCCAUCCUGUGGUAGAUUUGCACACGCACGGCACAACCAUGGCCCAGUUUCCUUCGCGGCGUUACAGUACUCGCGAAAAAUCGUGUGAUUUUGUUUUUAAGGGGUCGUGUACGGGGGGGGGGGGUUCAUAUGCGUGUCCUUUUAUUCCAAUGGUGGAAUGUUCUUGGAAGCAUCAGGUUCCUGAACCGUGGGCAUCACGAGCGCGACCUGCUUAAUUGAUUGAAGUUUUCGAGUAAUGUUGUUGGUUGUUAAUUUCUUUACUGGGAUUAUCUGGGCUACUUGAGAGAUUUCCUUAACUGGGGUUCUCGGGGGGCUACUUCCUAUAUUUGCGUCUUGAAGAAUGUGGUUGGUUGUCCAAUUUCUCAACUGGGAAGUGCAUGCAGUGAAUGCGACUCGGGGUAAUAUCUAUAUAGUAACCUAUGGAGAACCUAUGGAUAUACCCCCGCCCUCGACCACGCGUCCUGCUAGGUGUUCAUGAACCUGGGAGGUAGCCCCGCCACUUGCGUCCGUGGUACGUGGACAAAGGUGGCGCGUUUUUUGUUUUCAUGUUCUCCCUGUUUUGUUUUUUUCAUAGACUUCUCCUGCGUGUUUCGUUCUUUCUUGUGUGUACUCUGCCUUCAUAUUUGUCGGUAGCUUUGUAGCUGUGUGCGUAUAGUGUUAAUUUCCUUUAGUACGUUAAAAUCCUUGCCAGGGGUUGGCGAAGGAAGGGGGUGUACACGAACAUAAUACGUACGUACUAGAUGGUCGUGAGGAGUUUCGAGGCCUGGUGUGAUGAGACGCACAGAUAGUGCUACCGCUUUUCUCGUGGUUGUUGCCCAUUAUUCCCACAAAGUCGGGGGUUUGGCGUUUUGGCGACGGGCACUAACGAGAACGAUGUUGGGUGCUUGAUGUUGUUGGACGUACAAAAGACAGUCGACUUUGUGAUUGAGCGCCAUUUCUUCGCGUACCACUGACGUAAAUGGUGCUGCGUGAAUGUGUGCUGAAGGUGGUUUUAUGCAGCUGAGUACGUGUAUGAAAUUUGGUGUGAAACUAGAUGACUUCGGCAGGGAUGUGUGUGUGGGGUCACACCAUGUGAGUUUGUUUUUCAGUCCUCCCAACCAAGCGAAUCGAUUUAAGAGUAGAGUGCAUGCACACUUCGAUUAACAAAUUAAUAAGUCAGUAGUAGGCGGAUCAUGUAGGCCACGGAUAGUGAUGAGGUCCGCCACUGAUACAUGGCAUGGUUAGUUAGUAUCAACCAGGAACGAACAGCAUGUGUUCGAGUGUGGACCAGCUGGUGUGGACACGAGAGUGUGUUUUCUUCGUGGAAUGAAGGGAAUGUACUGUGUGAAAAGAG